This is a messenger RNA of Paramisgurnus dabryanus, 1062 nucleotides long. RefSeq names its product protein FAM163B (gene fam163b). The record is from RefSeq and is a predicted model, not a curated record. Lineage: Eukaryota; Metazoa; Chordata; Actinopteri; Cypriniformes; Cobitidae.
UCACCUCCUCAGCGCUGUGCGGUGACGCGCACGUCUGCCGCGGACGCGCUUCACAGGUCUCCAGUGCAAUGAAGGCGCGCACACUGAGAAAACUUCAGCUCUAUAAUCGCCUCAAUUCGUAGCGAAUUAUUAUAGAAAUGUUUUUUUCGUCGGGAGAUGUAUGGCGUUAAAGCAUAUUAAAGUUUGCUGAAUGCGUUGGAUACGGGUCAGAUGUUCUGUAAAUACUAUAAUUUUGUUGAUGGAGAGGAUUUCGAAUGACAGCUGGAACAGUGGUCAUCACAGGUGGAAUCCUAGCUGCCAUCAUCUUAUUGACUAUUGUUACGGUCUUGUGUUACUGUAGACUGCAGUAUUACUGCUGUAGAAGGGAGGAGUCGGAGGGAGGGGAGGAGGAGGCAGACGUCACCAGGGCACCUCCAACUCCACCACGUCGACCGAGCCCACCCGAGAGUCCGCUGAGUCUUCAUCCCUUCCCUGAAUACGCCUCCUCCAAUCAGCUUCUAAUGACUGCCGAGCCUUUCCACCGUAAUGGACCGCUCCGGUAUCCUCACUACAGACCCAGGCGCUCCUACUCUUUCUGCCCGUCCUGUUCUGGAUAUCUGCCGCUUUACGUGAGCCCUCAGGAGAGCCUCCGUAAUGGAGGCGGCAGGAUCUGCUACGGGACUCAAGAGGAGUUGAACCUGCCGAUGGACACGGCCAGCUUCAACAAGCUGGACCUGUUUCGCUCGGUUACCAUGCAGGAUGUUCUGUCCCAUCACAGCAUCAGCACCGAUGUGUAGCAUCUCUUAUUCCACUUGUCACACAUGCUGAUUUGUGUACCCAGUUACUGAUUUUAUUUAUUUUAUUCAGUUUUUUACAAAGGUGACCAAAUCUGUGAAAACCCAUUUUACUGUUUCUACAUAAAAAUCAUACUCAUUUCAUAGGUUAAAAUUAUAUAUUAAACUUUCAUGCUCCAAAUCUCAUCAUUAGACUUUAAUGAGACUUUAACUUUUCAGGUUAAAUUCUAUUUCAGGUUAGCCUAUUAAUGAGAUGAUUUAUGAAUUUUUUGUCCCAAAAUUUCAUAAU